GCGGGCGGGGCCUCAGGGGCGGAGCGGCCACCAUCUUGGAACGGGAGGCGGAGCAGAGCCGACUGGGAGCGACCGAGCGGGCCGCCGCCGCCGCCAUGAACCCCGAAUAUGACUACCUGUUUAAGCUGCUUUUGAUCGGUGACUCGGGUGUGGGCAAGUCGUGCCUGCUCCUGCGGUUUGCUGAUGACACGUACACAGAGAGCUACAUCAGCACCAUCGGGGUGGACUUCAAGAUCCGCACCAUCGAGCUGGACGGCAAGACCAUCAAACUCCAGAUCUGGGACACAGCCGGCCAGGAGCGGUUCCGGACCAUCACCUCCAGCUACUACCGGGGGGCCCACGGCAUCAUCGUGGUGUACGACGUCACCGACCAGGAGUCCUACGCCAACGUGAAGCAGUGGCUGCAGGAGAUCGACCGCUACGCCAGUGAGAAUGUCAACAAGCUCCUGGUGGGCAACAAGAGCGACCUCACCACCAAGAAGGUGGUGGACAACAGCACGGCCAAGGAGUUCGCAGACUCUCUGGGCAUCCCCUUCCUGGAGACGAGUGCCAAGAAUGCCACCAACGUGGAGCAGGCCUUCAUGACCAUGGCUGCCGAGAUCAAAAAGCGGAUGGGGCCUGGGGCGGCCUCGGGGGGCGAACGGCCCAACCUCAAGAUCGACAGCACCCCUGUGAAGACGCCUGGCGGCGGCUGUUGCUAGGAGGGCACGUGGGCUGGGGCUGGAGGGGCACCUACAGAUGAUGCCCCAGGAGGGGCAGGAGGUGCCUCCCUCUCCUGGGGCAUUUGAGUCUGUGGCUCUGGGGUGUCCUGGCUCCCCAUCUCCCUCUGGCCCAUCUGCCUGCUGCCCUGAGCCCUGGUUCUGUCAGGGCCCCCACUGGAAGACACCCAGGACCUGGGGCUGGGCUGGGGUGGGGCCUGCUCCCCUGCUGCCUCUGGGUCACUAAAGCUGCCCCCCGCCCCUACCCGUCUUUGGAACGAGGGCUCGUCUGUCCGCCCCACCCCUGUAUGCUGCACUGGGUUCUCCCUCCCUGUCUGCCUUCUGUCCCCUCUUCCCAGAGCCCAGGGCCUCCCUGGCCUCUGCUGCCCCCGGCUACAGUCAGAGCCCGGGGGCGGGGAGUGUGGCCAGGGGAUCCGGGCCCGGGGCCCUGGGCUGGACCGGACCUCAGGACAGGCAUGAGGGCCCAGCAGCCCGCCCUCUGCACUCCCCCUGCCUCGCCACCCCUCCCACACUCACAGCUCCAGCCGUCCAGCUGCGGUGGGGUCUGAGCACAUCCUGCGCAAGUGGGCGGGCAGCUGUGCCAGGCCUGUGUCUUGAGCUCCGAGGGAGCCUGCUCCUGCCGCCCCCUGCCCUGCCAGAGCCAGGCCCGUGCGCUGCCUGCACACCGUUCCCCUUUGUCCUCAUGGCAGGCGGAGGCGGGAGGCCCACCGUGCCAGAGGCCGGGCACCAGCCUUAACCCUCACCCUGCCAGAGGCGGCACAUCUGGCUUACGCUGCCCUUGGGGCCUACGAGGGCAGAUCCCCGUCCCCCGCCGCCACUUCUUGGGGGGUUCUGAGCGCAGCCCAGGGCUGGGGGCCUCUGCCCACCCCUCCCGCCUUGGUUCCAGCCCCCUGCCCUGUGGCACAGCUUCUGCGAGAAGCAGACCUCCGGUCUCCACGUAAGAAGCCAUGUCCCUUGUGCUGUCUCACCUGUCCCGUCCCGUCCCUGCCCUGCCCUCUGACGUGUAUUUAACGCCCUGGGCUGCCCUGCGGGGUCUGCCCUGCCCCCGGUUCCCCUCUGGUGUCAUGUCAGGCGUUUUGCAAGGAAAAGCCACUUGGGGAAAGAUGGAAAAGGACAAAGGAAAAAAAAAUAAAUUUCCACCGGCCCUCGGGUGAGCCGAGGGUUUUUGCAAGG
Molecule: messenger RNA, 1892 nt
Organism: Lepus europaeus (European hare)
Lineage: Eukaryota; Metazoa; Chordata; Mammalia; Lagomorpha; Leporidae
Gene: RAB1B
Product: RAB1B, member RAS oncogene family
Exons: 6
Coding region: 96-701 (201 amino acids)
Molecular function (GO): GTP binding; GTPase activity
Source: RefSeq, a predicted model, not a curated record